UCUCCUGGGUUGCACUCCAGUAGCAACCACCAUGAAGCUGCUCCUGCUCCUCACCUUGGUGGCCCUGGCUCAAUGCCGCAUCUCCAGGGUUCCUCUCUGGAGGGGGAAGUCCCUGCGGCAGGCCCUGAAGGACCGUGGCUUGCUGGAGCUGUACCUGCUGCAGCACCCCUACAACCCGGCCAGCAAGUACUUCCCCAGCCUGCUGGCCUCGGAGCCCCUGCAGAACUACAUGGACAACGAGUACUACGGCACCAUCUCCAUCGGGACCCCCGGGCAGGAUUUCACUGUCAUCUUUGACACUGGCUCCUCCAACCUCUGGGUGCCCUCCGUCUACUGUGCCAGCCAGGCCUGCAGCAACCACAACCGCUUCAACCCAGCAGCCUCCUCCACCUUCGUUGGCACCAAUGACAGCGUCAGCAUCGCCUACGGCACUGGCAGCAUGACAGGGGUGCUGGGCUAUGACACUGUCACUGUUGCAGGCAUCCAGGUCACCAACCAGAUCUUUGGGCUGACCGAGACAGAGCCUGGAAACUUCUUCUACUACAGCCCCUUCGAUGGCAUCCUGGGACUGGCAUUCCCCAGCAUCGCCUCCUCUGGUGCCACCCCUGUCUUUGACAACAUGAUGGCAGAGAAUCUGGUGCCAAGGGACCUCUUCUCUGUCUACCUGAGCAACAACGGAGCCAGUGGCAGCUUUGUCCUCUUUGGUGCCAUCGACUACAGCUACACUGCCAACGGCAUCAGCUGGAUCCCCCUCUCUGCUGAAACCUACUGGCAGAUCACCAUGGACAGCGUCUACAUUGGAGGACAACCUGUUGCCUGCUCACAAGGCUGCCAGGCCAUUGUGGACACAGGCACCUCCCUGCUAGUUGUGCCCAACAGCAUCCUUGGCACCAUCUUGGCCAGCCUUGGUGCCAACUCCAACGGCCAGGUCAGCUGCAGCGCUGUCAGCAGCCUGCCCAGCGUCGUCUACUACAUCAACAACCAGGCCUUCAGCGUGCCCCCCAGCGCCUACGUGAUAGAGAGCGAUGGGUACUGCACCCUGGGCUUCGAAGGCAUGGAUGUGCCCACGGAGGCUGGCGAGCUCUGGAUCCUCGGGGACGUCUUCAUCCGCCAGUACUACACCAUCUUCGACAGGGCCAACAACAGGGUGGGGCUGUCCCCUCUGAACUGAGCUGGGGACAGUGCCCAGCAGCCUGUCCCCCUGCCCUGGCAGCCCCCAGCUCGGUGGCAGCCGGGGGUGGCCCUCCCCCCCCCCCCCCCCGGCGCUCCCAUCCCCUCCGCAAUAAAGCUAUGAAGAAGCUCCGUUUGUGUCACGUCUGUCUGGCAAGGGCUGGCUUGGCCACCCUGGCACUGCCACCCUCUGAGGUGUGGGGCUGAGGGUGCCCACGAAGCCAGGGCAGAGUUGUGCUGCCAACUGGUCACCUCAGCAGGCUUUAUGGGGGCAGCUGGUGCCACUCAGCCAGGGCUGGGUGCCCCAGGGGCACCACUUUCUGUUCCCGUGGUGCCCUGUGGCUGGGGGCUGCUGGGGCUAGUGGUGGCCAAGUGGGAUGGGGAAGGUGUGGGGACAAGGAUGGGAGCACAGCUGUGUCUCUGUCCC
Pogoniulus pusillus (Red-fronted tinkerbird) is the source of this 1597-nucleotide messenger RNA. It is a transcript of the gene PGA5, whose product is annotated as pepsinogen A5. Gene Ontology annotation, biological process: proteolysis. The transcript is spliced from 9 exons. Gene Ontology annotation, molecular function: aspartic-type endopeptidase activity. The record is from RefSeq and is a predicted model, not a curated record. Lineage: Eukaryota; Metazoa; Chordata; Aves; Piciformes; Lybiidae. The coding region runs from base 32 to 1171 and encodes 379 amino acids.